CUUGUUUCUAAAAAAAAAUGCUAGAUUUUAAAUAUUAAAAGGACUUUAAGAAAAAAAUAAAGAAAGUCUUCUUUUCUUUUUCCUUUUUCUAUCUUUAAAUCUCUACGAAUUCCAAACAUGUCCAGCGUUUUACAAAGGACGGUGCUAUUGUUAUCCUUGCUUGUGGUAGUAGCCAACCAAUUGGUUACGGCACGCACAGGAAAAUUUUUGCAUAUCACAGAUAUUCACUUGGAUUCAAGUUAUGUGGAAGGAUCUGAUCCUGAGCAACUGUGUCACCGUGGCACCGGUAAUGCUGGCCCGUUAGGUGCAGUUAGAACCAAAUGCGAUUCAUCGCCUGCGUUGGUGAAGAAAACCUUUGACUUUAUCGCCAACAAGUACAGUGACGUUGACUUUGUCAUUUACACUGGAGAUUCAGCACGCCAUGAUCGCGACGAUGAUCUUCCACGCUCAAUGGAGAACGUCAUUAACGAACAAAAAGAAGUGGUUGGCCAUUUCAACAAGAUCUUUGGCCCCAAAGUGUAUCCAGUCAUUGGCAAUAACGACGUAGAGCCACACAACAGCUGUGACGAAAACGACGAGCAAUUCAAAACCAUUGCAUCUAUUUGGCAACCGUUAGCUUUGAAUACGAGCAAUCACCAUUACACUCGGGGAGGUUAUUUUUAUGAAGAUGUCGUGCCUGGCAAAAUCCGCACAGUGCAUACAAACACAUUGCUCUUUUACAAGGAUAACAAAAAGGCCAAGGCCGAUUGCAAGAGCCCUGACGGCAUAGGGUCCAUGCAUUUGGCAUGGCUUAAAGAUGUUUUGGAAGAAUCGCGUCAGCAAGGUUAUAGUGUCUACAUUUUAGCACAUAUCCCCCCUACAAGUAAAAAGGGUAAAGCCUACUAUACUGACGACUGUCUGGAUGGUUAUCUGAGCUUGCUCGGUACUUACAAGGAGACCGUUGUUGGGCAUUUUGCUGGUCAUUAUAAUAAUGAUAUUUUGAGCGCCAUUGUCGAGGAUGAUGGCAAAUACAAACAGCUUAGCGCACUCAAAAAGAAAAAGACAAUCAAGCGAAAGACCGUGAAAUCCAGUAAUUUCAUCACUCCACUGUUCAAUACGCCCUCUGUUAUCCCUACAUUCAAUCCUUCUAUCCGCGUGUUCACUUACGAAACGGAAGGCACAAAACAAUACCCAGUGGGCACCAUUCUGGACUGGCACCAGUAUUAUUUAAACAUGGAUGACAACGGCCGAGACUAUGAGUUGGAAUACCAGGCAUCCAAACUUUUCAAUGUCAACCACUUUGACGGAAAAGGAGUUGAAAAGGCGUUUACGUUGAUGUUGGAUAAUCAGUCUGUCCAUAAGGAGUACCUCGACCAUGUCACUGUGAAUACCGACGACAACGAUCAAGAUGAUGACUAAAAGGAGAGAGUAUGGAGCAGGGGCGGGGGGGGGAAGUUUAGCAAACAUACCCUUUCUCUCUAACUCUCUCGCCCUCGCCCUCGUCCUCGAGAAAAUUUAUUUGCGCUAGAUUAUAGAAGUUCCUUAUCCCCAUUUCUUUGAAUGCAUACCUAAUAGUUUGAGCUUAUUCAUUCUGUUAUGUCCGUAAUGUCCGUGUAUGGCAGUUGUCAUUUCCAAAACACACGGUCUUUCCAGCAACAAUAACCAGUUAAACUUU
Messenger RNA from Zychaea mexicana, 1654 nucleotides. RefSeq names its product Metallo-dependent phosphatase-like protein. NCBI's taxonomy places the organism in Eukaryota, Fungi, Mucoromycota, Mucoromycetes, Mucorales, Lichtheimiaceae. The transcript is spliced from 8 exons. Gene Ontology annotation, biological process: polyphosphate catabolic process. The coding region runs from base 118 to 1398 and encodes 426 amino acids. The record is from RefSeq and is a predicted model, not a curated record. Gene Ontology annotation, molecular function: endopolyphosphatase activity; exopolyphosphatase activity. Gene Ontology annotation, cellular component: fungal-type vacuole.